This is a messenger RNA of Ictidomys tridecemlineatus (thirteen-lined ground squirrel), 1226 nucleotides long. Lineage: Eukaryota; Metazoa; Chordata; Mammalia; Rodentia; Sciuridae. The record is from RefSeq and is a predicted model, not a curated record.
ACAAGGCUUGGCACUUCCAGUGGUCCCUCAGUUCCCCCGCUACUGGGCUGAGGCAGGUCCACUGCUGCGUUCUACCCAGCCCCACCAUGUCUCCUCCCCUCCAGGGCAGUGCAGAGACCCUUACCCUUCCCAGGCACUAUUCACCCUCAGCUCUCCGACAGCCUAGGAGUUGAUCUGUGACUCACAGAAGGACACUACAAAGAAGUGACCUGAGGUAUUCAGUGCCCUGGCCAGAGGGAGCUGGGAUGAGGACCUGUACGUGCAUAUACCACUUCCUGGUCUUGAACUGGUACAUUUUCCUCAAUUACUACAUCCCACGGCAUGGAAAUGAACAGAAGGAGUAUAAAAUAUUUCAAGAUGGUGCCCAGUGGAAGUACCUGACUCUUCUUAAUCUGUUCUUGCAGGCCUUUUUCUUCGGGGUCGCCUGCCUGGAUGAUGUGCUAAAAAGAAUCAAAGGAAGAAGAAACAUUAGGUUCAUAACUGCCUUCAGAGACCUACUGUUCACCACGUUGGCUUUCCCUGUGUCCACAUUUGUAUUUUUGGUAUUCUGGACCAUCUUUCUCUAUGACCGAGAGCUCGUUUACCCCAAGAUCCUAGACGAAAUCUUUCCGAUAUGGAUGAAUCACGCAAUGCACACGUUCAUAUUGCCCUUCUCGCUGCUUGAAGUCGUCCUCAGGCCACAUCACUAUCCAUCCAAGAAGACAGGAAUCACGUUGUUGGCUGCUGGCACUGUUGCUUACACUGCCAGGGUCCUGUGGAUCUACGCCGAGACUGGCCGGUGGGUGUACCCUGUGCUUGGAAAACUCAGCCCGCUGGGCCUCAUGGUCUUCUUCUCCUCCAGCUACUUCCUGAGUGUCAGCAUCUACCUGUUUGGAGAAAAGAUCAACUGCUGGAAAUGGGGUCAGUGUAUUUCUCUCUUGUGUACAAAGAUAUUUCUUUCUUACCCUUUCCUCCACUCUUUCUGGAAAUGGAACGAAAAACUACUCCAACCCAGAAGGCAGUGGUGUUUGAAGAUGUUUAGCCAAAGGACUGGGAGAAGUCCUACCAAAGUAGGCCAAGGCAUGGCCUGGGACAAGCUGGCAUUCCCAAGGACUCCAUCAAAUCAUCUCCCUCCUCCCCAGACAGCAUCUUAUUUAACUUGAAAGGCACAUCUUAUUUAGAAAGCUCAGGACUCAGAGAACAAGAUAUUAUUGUUCUAGAAAUGACAAAAAAAAAUGGUAGCAGAA